CGCAGCCGGCCGAGAGUCCCACCAGCGGUACCGGAGCCUGCGGUUGCGCCCGAGGCGCUGCCCCCGCUGCCACCCUCACGAUGGGCCCGGGUCCCCGGCUGCUGCUACCUCUGGUGCUUUGCGUGGGGCUCAGCGCUCUCGUACCUCCUGCGGGAGCGUCAGGCGUCCGCAAGCGAGGCCCCUCGGUGACGGCCAAGGUCUUCUUUGAUGUGAGGAUUGGAGAUAAAGAUGUUGGCAGAAUUGUGAUUGGUCUCUUUGGAAAAGUUGUGCCCAAGACUGUGGAAAAUUUUAUCGCUCUGGCAACAGGAGAGAAAAUCGCUAUUCUUCAAGCCCUCAGUUUCCUCAGGGUUCUAGAAACUGACAGGAAACAGUCAUCAAGUGAAAAUGCAGACUUCUCUCUUUUUACUUGUGCAGGUAUAAGCAUUUAUGGCGAGACAUUUCCAGAUGAGAACUUCAAACUGAAGCAUUAUGGCAUUGGGUGGGUCAGCAUGGCCAAUGCUGGGCCUGACACCAAUGGCUCUCAGUUCUUUAUCACCUUGACCAAGCCCACCUGGUUGGAUGGCAAACAUGUGGUAUUUGGAAAAGUCAUUGAUGGAAUGACGGUGGUCCACUCCAUAGAACUGCAGGCAACUGAUGGGCAUGACCGUCCACUCACCAACUGCUCCAUCAUCAACAGUGGCAAGAUAGAUGUGAAAACGCCCUUUGUGGUAGAGGUCGCUGACUGGUGAUACAAUUGGCAGAAAACAAAGAAAAACACGCUCUGCCAGGGGUGUGUGUGUGUGUGUGUGUGUCUGUGUGUUGAUUCUUAAAAGUUACUGUUUUGCUUUGUUUUUUAACUUUAUUCUGUUUUCUACCCCGGAUCACAGGAAGGUUAUAGAAAGCAACCACUCAAAGUUUAGUUAGCAUGAAUUUUGGUAAAUCACUUGUUUAGGGACUUUGCACUUAAAAGACAUAUCCCUUUCCUCCAAUGGUGCUGUUUUUAAACUAGAAAACUUUGUAUUGGCUAUUUUCUUUUGAAGAACACAAUCACUUCUUUGCUGGAUUAAUUGUGACCCCCAAAUUCAGUGAUGCUGAAGAUUUGUCUGAAAAAAGAUGGGAACAAGAAGUUUAUUACUUUGUAUUCAAACAGAAAUUCUUUUCAGGUAAAGGGAGAUUUGAUUAGUAUUAUCUGAUAUAUGUCACAGGGACUUUUACCUGAUGAAAGGUGCUUUGGUAUUCUCUAUAUUAAAUACUUUUUAUGUAGAUCAAUUAUUUUUGCAAGACUUUCUUUUAACCUGAAGUGCUUUAAAACAAAAAGUAAUGUACAAAAUAUAUGCAUUUUAAUGUUAAUAAUGAAAGAUUAGCGAAGGUUCUAUAAGUCAAAAUAUUAGCACAGCUGGAUAAUUUGGGAUGGGAAUGCACAGAAAUGAUGCCCACCCAUAUCCCAAAUACUUGAGCUGAUUAUUCACUAAUUUUUACUUGGUGUAACAUGUUUAGAAAUUUCCCUUGAGUCCAGUUGCAACACAAAGGAGUCUUUCUUCACUUACAUAGUGGGGAUGAAGAUUCGGGCUGUACUUAAACUAGAUGGGAAAGUAAAAUCUUAUUGGUGGGGCCUUGUUGUAACAUACCUGGCUGUACCAGAAUGUGCCUGAUCUCUGUUCAAGUGGGAGUGGUAGUUGUUAAACGGCCCCAUUGCUUCUCCCCAAAAUUACAUCCCUUGAGCUGUAUUCUAAGAAAACCGCUUCAAUGAGAGAUGAGGUGAAAUGAGCAUUCUUACUGCUGAUAGGGGUGUUAAUUGCUACAAUCCUCCUGAAGAGCAUUUUGUUAUUUUUUUUCCAAAAAACUUCAUUAAAGGCCUUUGAUAUGCCAGGUACCAUUUUUUGAGUUUGGGGAAUACAGCAGUGGACAGCGAGAAAAAGGCAUCAUGGAACUUACAUUCUAGUGAUGAAGACAGAAUAAAUGAGGUAACAAAUAAAAGGGUGUUGACACUGUAAAGAAAACACACCAGGUUUGCUGGAAAGGCCCAGGUGCGGGUGAGGGAGAGGGGUGCUGUUUGGGUGGUCUCAUGGGGGGACAUUUGAGCUGAGCUCUGAGGAGAGAGAAGAGGCGGCUGUCAGGCCAGAUCUGUGAUCCAGGCCUUCCAGGCAGAGAAGGGAGAGAUAACACGAGGGUCCUGAGGUGGAAUGUGUGGAUUCCAGGGCAGAACAGAAAGCUAGUGUGCUGCAGCCUGAGAGGUCAGAGAGUAAGGCUGAUAAUGGAGCAUUUGGGGCCUGGGGUGCCAGGGCAGAGCUCUUCUUUUAUUCCCAGUACAGUGGGGAGCUAUCGGGUUUAAGUUGUGGGGGGGGCAUGAUAUGAUCUGCAUUUAAGACUAUUUUGUCUACUACGAGGAGGAGUUUUAUAGGGGGUUGAAGUACAUACCAGGAAACUCAAAACAUUCGUAUCCUUUGGAAUCCCACUCCUGGGACUUUGCUGUAGACGAUGAUCUGAACUUGAAAGCGUGACAAUGCUGUGGACGGUCUGGCAACCAGUCCCCCUUGGUCCGGAGAUGGCCACCUGUUUUCUUUGAGGAAUCACACCAUCCUUUCAGACACCUCUUAUCCUUAGGGUGGACUGACCCUACAGAUGGGUACAUGCCUGGCCUGGCAAACUCAUUCAUUAACUCACUUGAUAAAUACUAGAUGCUGGAGAGAGCUGCAAACGGAACUGCCAGCCCUCGUGGUUCCCAUGGAAGGAGACAAAUAAUUCGUACAUAUACCACGCGAAUAUAUAAUAGAACAUCAGGUAGUCAUAAGUCCACAAAGAGAAACAGGGAGAGAGACUAGAGAGUGAAGAGGGGAUCAGGGCAGUCCCUGAGUAGGGCCUGAAGGAAGUGAGAGGGCAGCAAACCAUGGGGACAUUGGGGGAAGUGUGAGCAAGGCAGAGGGGACAAGAGUAGUGGCCCCGGAUGAAGGACAGACUGGUGGGCUCAAGAAACAGCAAAGGGUCCAGGUGUGCACAGUGAGGGCAGU
Delphinapterus leucas (beluga whale) is the source of this 2987-nucleotide messenger RNA. The record is from RefSeq and is a predicted model, not a curated record. NCBI's taxonomy places the organism in Eukaryota, Metazoa, Chordata, Mammalia, Artiodactyla, Monodontidae.